Salvelinus fontinalis (brook trout) is the source of this 429-nucleotide messenger RNA. RefSeq names its product octapeptide-repeat protein T2-like. Lineage: Eukaryota; Metazoa; Chordata; Actinopteri; Salmoniformes; Salmonidae. The record is from RefSeq and is a predicted model, not a curated record. The transcript is spliced from 2 exons. The coding region runs from base 1 to 429 and encodes 142 amino acids.
AUGGAGGACCCUCUCCUCCAUCGAUGGGAGAGGAGGAGGAGUCAAGACACAGUAGUUGAGAAGAAUCGAGACACAGGAGUUGAGAAGAGUCGAGGCACAGGAGUUGAGAAGGGUCGAGACACAGGAUUUGAGAAGAGUCGAGGCAAAGGAGUUGAGAAGAGUCGAGGCACAGGAGUUGAGAAGAGUCGAGACACAGGAGUUGAGAAGAGUCGAGGCAAAGGAGUUGAGAAGAGUCGAGGCACAGGAGUUGAGAAGGGUCGAGACACAGGAGUUGAGAAGGGUCGAGACACAGGAGUUGAGAAGGCUCGAGACACAGGAGUUGAGAAGAGUCGAGGCACAGGAGUUGAGAAGGGUCGAGACGCAGGAGUUGAGAAGGCUCGAGGCACAGGAGUUGAGAAGGGUCGAGACACAGGAGUUGAGAAAAAAUGA